Messenger RNA from Haemonchus placei, 234 nucleotides. The record is from the annotation of a GenBank genome assembly. Lineage: Eukaryota; Metazoa; Nematoda; Chromadorea; Rhabditida; Trichostrongylidae.
AUGACGUCAGUGGAAAAUCCACCUCCGGGAGGAAGAGCGUCAGCAGAUGGAGGAGCCGUAGAUAGCGGUGGUGGCGGAGCAGGAGGAGGAGGAGGCGGAGGAGUUGCAGGUCUGCCGCCCGGGGUCAGGCCACGCCCACAACUGCCACCGAAGCCACCCAUCGACACGAUUAGAUAUAGCAUGAACAACAUCAAAGCGGACAUCAAGCGCAUCGGUCUUGAUCUUCAGUCCUGA